AUGUCUCGUCUCCUCUCUGAACCUAUCAUCUCAGAUCCGGGCAGUACAGCCCUCGUAACGGACCUAUCGGUCUCCCCAACCCACAUCAUCGUCUCGCUAGAUAAUUCGGAAAUCUACGUCUACGAUACCCAAGGCAACAAGCAGCACGUUCUCACAGGCUCUGAAGGCGCCGUCUGGGCAACCGCGGUGCAGGGCGAUCUACUCGCCAGCGGAGGGACUGAAUCCGAUAUCCGAACAUGGAACUUAUCAACGGGGGAGCCCGGUCCCAUUCUGAAAGGCCAUACGUCCACUGUGCGCGUACUUCGCUUCCUCGACGACGCACAGACCCUGUUAUCAGCGUCCCGGGACGCGACGAUUCGGGUCUGGGAUACCCAGAGUGGAGAGUGCAAGAAGGUCUUGGACGGUCACUCCGGCACCAUUCGCUGUCUCGAGGCCUUCCCGCUAGGAAACGUCUUCCUGUCCGCCGGGGGUGACGGUGUCGCGUAUCUCUGGAGCGCCAGGGAUUUCUCGCCUCUGCACAAAUUGGAAGGACACGAGGGGGCCAUCUACUGCGCGGCAGUCGAUGCUCAGGGUGACAUGCUCGUCACCGGAGGGCAGGAUGAAACUGUCCGCAUCUGGCGGGCUGAUAGCGGGGAAUGUCUCGAAGUCCUGCAUGAGCCGGACGGUGUCGUUGGGAGAGCCCAGAUCCUGGAGAAUUCGACCUUGAUCACAGCGGAUUCGGCAGGCUUCGUGCACGUUUGGUCGCUGUAUACUCCUGCGCGUCUGAUCUCCAAAUUCAGGGCUCACGAGGACCCCGUAUCAGCAUUUGACGUUCGCGGAUCCAGCCUAGUGAGUGCCGGCGGUUCAAUUCUGCUGAGUGACAUUGAGAGCGGCAAAACUAUCGCCACAAUUGAUGAUACCGCGCACUCGGUGUGGAAGCUGGGUUUCAUCGAGGAGAAUAAAAUCGUGGCCUUGGUGGCUCGGGAUUCGAAGCCGAUGAUCGAGAUAUGGGAUGUCAGUCAGGAGGCAAAGAGCAGUGAAGGCUCAUAA
Aspergillus melleus is the source of this 1029-nucleotide messenger RNA. Its product is annotated as WD40 repeat domain-containing protein. The record is from RefSeq and is a predicted model, not a curated record. NCBI's taxonomy places the organism in Eukaryota, Fungi, Ascomycota, Eurotiomycetes, Eurotiales, Aspergillaceae. The coding region runs from base 1 to 1029 and encodes 342 amino acids. Gene Ontology annotation, molecular function: histone binding. Gene Ontology annotation, cellular component: Set1C/COMPASS complex. The transcript has 4 exons.